AUGGUAACUCGGGUGACCCUGACGAACCCUCCACAUCCCGUUUUAGCCGGUCAACCCUUCAACUUUACAUGUGUGACCUCGGCCAGUAAACCUCAGGCCUGUAUAAGAUCAUACAUACGGAGAUCCAGUAAUGUCUCCGAAAUAGACCCAGGUGACUGUAUCUGGAACUCCAGCUCGGUGCAGACCACAAACCGGACAUUUACAUUUACUGUUACGGCCGAGGAGAACGGAGCUGAACUGUACUGUACAGCCAACAACCGCGUGACGGAUCCUCCCGUGCAAUCACAAGCCUCCUCACUCAAUGUACAGUAUCCUCCACAGAAUGGCGUCAGAGUGUCAGGUUAUGUUAACAACACAGCCGUGGAGUCUGGGCAAAAACUGUCCUUGACCUGUCAGGUGGGAAAGGGAAAUCCCCGAGCAACACUCGUCUGGUCCUCGGGGUGUGGUCAGACAAACACAUUCCCUGGUAACGAUGGAAGCCAGCAGAUCAAUAGCAGUAUAACCGUCGAUCCGUCCCAAAACCAGAAGACGUGUGUAUUCGGGCCUGACAGUAUACAGCUCCGAGCAGAUUCCGGACAAUCGGGAAACACAGUCACAGUCACAGAAAACACCAACGUGACAUUUACAUGUAACGCCAGUGAAUCAAAUCCUGCUGCCGUCCUCUCCUGGAAAAACAACAACAGUGCUAUAGCAGCAGCAGAGAUAUCAGAAGUCAGCUCACCGCCAGGGCACAAUCACGGUUACCUGACAACACAAAGGUACAAAGUGAGAGUUGAUCGAUAUCAGGAUGGUGACGUCAUCAGAUGUGGAGCUCGGAGAUCUGGUAUUAGAAGCAGUAAACGUGUAUCUUCCAACUUAACAUUGGAUGUCAGGUGUAAGUCUUUCUUCAUUAUGAAUGCAGCUUUAAUAUGA
Molecule: messenger RNA, 912 nt
Organism: Liolophura sinensis
Lineage: Eukaryota; Metazoa; Mollusca; Polyplacophora; Chitonida; Chitonidae
Product: nephrin-like
Exons: 3
Coding region: 1-912 (303 amino acids)
Source: RefSeq, a predicted model, not a curated record